UCUGUGGGAGGAAGCCGAAUGCACUGUUUUCAGUUGUAACGGAGUCAGCGCGUGCAGACGGAGCUCCAUGUUUCUACAAAAACGGAUGGUUUACCUAUCUACAGCAUGCAUGUGCUGCUACAUUCUGGGAACCAGCAUCCUGCUCAGCGUCCUAAAAGUUCUCUAUCCAAAACUCGCCAGGAGGCUAAUUCUGAAAAUGGGCGAAAGUCUCCAAAUGACCCAGAAUGACAAGUUUAAAUACGAGGACUGGGGUCUGACGUUAACGUCAUUCGCGUUUAUGAAGUCCGUUUUUCAGAGCAUGUGGCUGUCGCUCGGACAGGAGGCCUUCGUUGGGGGAGAAGCUCCAGACUCACCUGUGGUCACCAUGGACGGAGAAGAGACGAGCAUCUGCAGCUUCCUCGCAGGAAACCGGCCGCUGGUGUUGAGCUUUGGAAGCUGCACCUGACCCCCGUUUGUUUCCAAACUUGACGAGUUCAAGCAGCUCGUCCGGGAGUUCAGUGACGUGGCCGACUUCCUGGUGGUUUACAUCGCCGAGGCUCAUCCUGCAGAUGGUUGGGCCUUUUCCAACAACAUCGACAUCAAUCAGCACCGGAGCCUGGAACACCGGCUGGAGGCAGCUCAGAUCCUGGUUCAGAAUGAACCCCUGUGUCCCGUGGUGGUGGAUGUAAUGAGCAAUGUUGCUGCUGAAAAGUACGGCGCCCAGCCUGAGAGGCUUUAUGUGCUGCAGGCUAGAAAAGUCCUCUAUAAGGGUUUGAUGGGGCCUUGGGGCUACAGUCCACAGGAAGUGCGCUCAGUGCUGCAGAAGAUCAACUAAGAAGGUUUUUCAAAAUGAUCCUGAGGGGAGAUUUUCUUUUGUAACUAACAUUUAUUACUGGUAUAACUUUACCUUCUUUAUUGGACUAUUAAAUCAGAAUACUGCUGUCUCUACAUGCAUUUUUAUAAUACAACCACUGUAUUAAUCCCCUGAAAUAUGCACUAAUGUUGCCCUCUGGCUCUUAGAAAACAACCAUGAGCUUAAACUCAACUGCCUGUGCUUCGUAAUGAAGGUUACAGAUUAAACCUUUGGCUUCUGUAACCAGAUGAAUUGAAACACGGGAAUUUGAAGCUUAAAUAGUUGUGCUUCUUCUUUUUGCUGUCUGUUUCAUUUUGGUUUUAAAUGUUGUCAAAUAAAAAUGUAUUCUAUAUCUA
Messenger RNA from Nothobranchius furzeri (turquoise killifish), 1188 nucleotides. RefSeq names its product iodothyronine deiodinase 1 (gene dio1). The record is from RefSeq and is a predicted model, not a curated record. Gene Ontology annotation, biological process: thyroid hormone metabolic process. Gene Ontology annotation, molecular function: thyroxine 5'-deiodinase activity. NCBI's taxonomy places the organism in Eukaryota, Metazoa, Chordata, Actinopteri, Cyprinodontiformes, Nothobranchiidae.